AUGCCAGGAGCGCCGGCCGCGGACGCCUUGCCCCAGGCCGUCGACGCUGUCGAGCAGGCGCUGCGGGAGCUUCGUCGCCACGCCCUCGAUGAAAGCCAAGCCCAGCAGCUGGCGACGAUGGAGCUCGCUGCGUCGGCGUUGAAAGCGUCGCUCGCUGCAAAGCAUCCUACGACGACGACGACAUGUCGGUCGCUGGCCGAGGGCGCCGAGAAGAAGAGCUACAAGCGCAAGCACCGAACAGCGCAAGAGACGAGCAGCAUGUCGCUCGAGCGUCAGAACGAGUUUGCAGACGCGGCGCGCGUCUUCCAUGUGCCAGUGUCGGCGCCAUGGCCGCCAUAUCUGCAAGGCAGGACCCUCCGCGUCUGCGAAUUUCGCCAGCUGUACCGGUACAAGAAGCUUGACGCUGGCAUCGUCGCGGCCAUGGACGCCAUUGCGUUUGUAUGGGAUCUCUCGGACCACCAGUGGGAGACCAAGGUCGCUGCGAUCGCUACGUUCCAGCGCCUCCACGGCCACCUCGCCGUGCCCACGGGCUUUGUUGUGCCCGAGAACGACCCGCAGUGGCACGUCGACCACCACGGGCUCCGGCUCGGGCGGCUUGUGGUCGCGCUUCGGACGCGCGCCGACAAGCUGUCGCCGGCCAAGCGGCAGCAGCUGCAGGCGCUCGGCUUCAUCUGGACGGUGCAGGCGAGCAUCUCGUGGCAGGACAAGAUGGAGGCGCUCUCGAUCUUCCGGCACCUCCAUGGGCACGUGAAUGUCCCUCAGAAAUUCGAAGUCCCGGCCAAAGACUUGGCGUGGCCCAAGCGGCUGUGGCACAUGAAGCUUGGCGUCGUCGUCAGCACGUUGCGAACGCGUCGGCCCAAGCUGCCGCCGACGCGGAUCGCCGAGCUCGAUGGCAUGGGGUUCCUCUGGACCAUGUAUAAAAACAAGGUUGUCAAGACUUAA
Molecule: messenger RNA, 942 nt
Organism: Saprolegnia parasitica CBS 223.65
Lineage: Eukaryota; Oomycota; Saprolegniomycetes; Saprolegniales; Saprolegniaceae
Exons: 2
Coding region: 1-942 (313 amino acids)
Source: RefSeq, a predicted model, not a curated record